Trametes versicolor FP-101664 SS1 is the source of this 1278-nucleotide messenger RNA. RefSeq lists its product as uncharacterized. NCBI's taxonomy places the organism in Eukaryota, Fungi, Basidiomycota, Agaricomycetes, Polyporales, Polyporaceae. The record is from RefSeq and is a predicted model, not a curated record. The transcript is spliced from 5 exons. Gene Ontology annotation, molecular function: mRNA binding. Bases 1 to 1095 code for a protein of 364 amino acids. Gene Ontology annotation, cellular component: P-body. Gene Ontology annotation, biological process: P-body assembly; cytoplasmic stress granule assembly.
AUGGCCGCAAGCUUCAUCGGAAAGCCCAUCUCCCUCAUUUCCCACUCAGAUGUACGAUACAGAGGUGUCCUAGCGGGCAUCGACCCUGUCGCGUCGACCAUCCAACUUUCCAAUGUAUACUCUAUGGGCACUGAGUCGCGGAGGCCACAAGACCAGUACAUCCCCCCUGUGCAAGAACCAUACACCUACAUCAUCUUCCGCGCGUCUGAAGUGAAGGACCUUGCUGUUGACGAGACUGUAACCCAGCGCAGAAAUGUCACAGACGAUCCAGCUGUUCUUGGUGCAUCAGCGCCUCAGGCUACUCCUGCCUUCCCCCCGUAUGGCUCUCCGUCAUACCCGCAGCAAGUUGCCGCAGGCGUCCAGCAGCAGCAGGCUCAGGUUCCCCCACGACAACAACAGCCAUACCAGAAUCUCCAGCAGGGCAGCCAGCCCUCAGGUUCAGCGGGCCCGUCACCUGCUGCUGUUCAAGCGCAAGCCAAUGGGUCUGCCGCGGCUCCGCCGCGUGCUGUCCGGAACCAGUCGGUAAACUCGGCAACGGCCUCGCUUGAAACCGUUGAGCGCGCACUUGGCGACCUGCGGGUGUCGAAUUCGGGCACAGGCAAUGGGCAACACCACCGUGGAGGUCGUCGUGGUGGCCGUGGUCAAGGCCAAGACCACAAGGCGGAUCUUCGUGUCCCAGCCACAGACUUCGACUUUGAGGGCUCGAAUGCCCGCUUUGACAAAGCUGCCCUUGCACCGUCCCCUCGCGGGACCCCUAAGAACGACGGUGAGGCUGCUGAGGGCGAGACGGAGGAGGGUGAGGAUGCUGCGAAGGACGAUCGUCCAGUGGCAUACAACCCGGAGAAGUCCUUCUUCGAUUCACUAUCGUCGGGGAGCAACGGCCCUGGCCCCGUCAUCGACGGUCGUGGUCGUGGUGGACGUCGUGGAGGCGGACGCAACCGUCGGGAGGAGGAGCGGGAGCGCAACUUUGCUACGUUCGGCGAAGCGGGUGGCCUUGGCCUCAUGGGUCCCGGGGCGUACGUUGGCGGUUGGGGAGGCUACGGCAGGCGUGGUGGCGGUCGUGGACGGCGUGGCGCAGCCGUUGGUGCUCGCUAGUGUUCCUCGUUGGUCUGGCCGACGUUGAGGGUUUGAGUUUGUGAUUUUUAGUCUUUGGACUGGCCUCGUACGCAUCUGUGUUUCAGUAUACUCUAAUUUCGUCGUGUUGCCCGGAAUCCGAGUCGAUGUCGCUCUCAGCUAUCUGUACUUUGUCAAAAAGCGCGAAUGCACGCUCAGUCUGCU